AUGGGGAUUCAGUUCUCUAGCCUCGUGCCGUGCUGCGUAAAUUCACAAGUUAAGGCAUCUGUUAUUGAAGUUCCGCAUACUGGAAAUGAAGAUAGAAGUGAAGUCGAUAAUGGGCUUGCAUUUCGCGAAUAUACAUUUGAGCAACUUAAGAAUGCGACAUCCGGUUUCUCUGUUCAGAAUAUAGUAUCUGAACAUGGAGAGAAGGCUCCAAAUGUUGUGUAUAAAGGGAAGUUGGAGAAUCAAAUGAGGAUUGCUGUUAAGAGGUUCAAUAGGAAUGCUUGGCCCGAUUCUCGGCAGUUUUUGGAGGAAGCUAGAUCUGUUGGCCAGCUUCGUCACCAAAGAUUAGAGAAUUUACUUGGUUGUUGUUGUGAAGGCGAAGAGAGGUUGCUUGUAGCCGAAUACAUGCCCAACGAAACACUCGCAAAACACCUUUUCCAUUGGGAAACUCAACCGAUGAAAUGGCCAAUGCGACUGAGAGUUGUUCUACAUCUUGCAGAAGCUCUGGAAUACUGCACGAGCAAAGGACGUGUGCUCUAUCAUGACCUUAAUGCAUAUAGAGUUCUAUUUGAUGAGGAUGGUAAUCCUAGGCUUUCAACUUUUGACCUUAUGAAGAAUAGUAGGGAUGGGAAAAGUUAUAGCACGAAUUUAGCAUUUACCCCUCCUGAGUAUCUCAGAACUGGUAGAGUAACACCAAAAAGUGUAAUAUAUAGCUUUGGAACUCUUUUGCUUGACAUUCUGAGUGGGAAGCAUAUCCCUCCAAGUCAUGCUCUUGAUUUGAUUCGAGACAGAAAUCUUCAGAUGCUGACGGAUUCUUGCUUGGAAGGACAGUUUUCUGAUGAUGAUGGAACCGAGUUGGUGCGCUGGGCAUCUCGAUGUUUACAGUACGAACCAAGAGAGAGGCCUAAUCCAAAGUCAUUAGUGGCUGCUUUGGCCCCUCUUCAGAAAGAGACAGAGGUUCCUUCACAUGAAUUGAUGGGUAUUCCGCAUGGUUCUACUUUAGCUUCAUUGUCUCCGCUCGGUGAAGCUUGUUCAAGAAAGGACCUGACUGCCAUUCAUGAAGUUUUCGAAAAACUUGGCUAUAAAGAUGAUGAGGGAAUUGCAAAUGAGUUAUCUUUCCAGAUGUGGACUGAUCAAAUGCAGGACAUGCUAAAUUGUAAGAAAAAAGGCGAUGCGGCUUUCCGGCAGAAAGAUUUUAGACUUGCAAUUGAGUUCUAUACACAGUUCAUUGAUGCCGGAACAAUGGUUUCUCCAACGGUACAUGCGCGUCGCAAUUUGUGUUAUCUCAUGAGCGAAAUGCCGCAGGAAGCACUAGGCGAUGCAAUGCAAGCGCAAGUGAUUUCCCCUUUGUGGCACAUUGCAUCUUAUCUUCAGUAUGUUUUAUUGGGUGAACUUGGAAUGGAGCAUGAAGCACAAGUAGCACUCAAAGAGGGAACAACAUUGGAAGCCAAAAGGAGUGGACAAAAAUGAAGAGUGUGUUUUGUACAUAACACAG
Molecule: messenger RNA, 1492 nt
Organism: Arachis stenosperma
Lineage: Eukaryota; Viridiplantae; Streptophyta; Magnoliopsida; Fabales; Fabaceae
Product: serine/threonine-protein kinase BSK3-like
Exons: 10
Coding region: 1-1467 (488 amino acids)
Biological process (GO): protein phosphorylation; brassinosteroid mediated signaling pathway
Molecular function (GO): ATP binding; protein kinase activity; protein binding
Source: RefSeq, a predicted model, not a curated record